Tripterygium wilfordii is the source of this 3072-nucleotide messenger RNA. RefSeq lists its product as uncharacterized. The transcript has 5 exons. Bases 1 to 3072 code for a protein of 1023 amino acids. The record is from RefSeq and is a predicted model, not a curated record. Lineage: Eukaryota; Viridiplantae; Streptophyta; Magnoliopsida; Celastrales; Celastraceae.
AUGAAAGGAAAAGCAGUUGCAGAAAGUUCGGCACAGAAAGGAGAGCCCAUGUUUCAGCUUUAUGACAGCACGACAAUGAAUUUCUCAGGAGGUGCGCCAGUAGAUGGGCCAGCUCAGGAUGGCGGAUUUCCAUUACUAGAUUCCCAGCAGAAAACAUAUGUCAUGCCCGUAGAGGUUAAGGAGGAACAAGGAAGAGAUCUUACUGUAGAGGAAUACAAAAAGAUGGAAAAAUGGAUGAAUUCAAUUGAAGGAUUUGGGCCUGUUGGUGCUUUAAGUCCACAUAAGCUAUGUUUGGUGAAAGAUCUGAUCAUUCCUCUUGAUUUCAAGCUUCCUGCUUUUACUCUCUUCGAUGAUCCGUCUUCUGUUGAGACUUGGGAGGAUUUGGCUAAUUUAUUCCUUAAGAAGUAUGAGCAUAACAUGGAGAAGGUCCCUACCAUCUAUGAUCUUCAGUGUACUGUCAUGAAGGAAGGAGAAAGUUUUCGGGAUUGGGCCUAUAGAUGGAGAGACUUAGCAUCCCAGACACACCCUCCGCUAGCGGAACAAGAUCUAGUUAAUGCAUUCAUUGACGCACUUCGAGAGCCUUAUACUUCAAAAAUUGCUGGAGGAGGGCACGCAGGUUUAGGAGAAAUGAUCCGAGCAGGGGAACGUAUUGAGAGAUGCAUGCAAAGGGGAAAUAUUAGCAUUAGUGUCCCGAUGCUUGAGAAGCCAGAGUAUCAGAAAGGAGGGAAGAUGAAGAAAAAGGAAAACGAGGUGCAUACCGUUAAUUAUAGUGGCAAUCCCACUUAUGGGUCUCCCACUUCUGAUUACAGGCCGCGAAGCAAUGCUCCCAGGCUGUCUAGUCCAUAUAACCACUACCCAAACUCAAAUUCCUACCUGCCACCUCAGUAUUCUUAUCGACCACCACAGCAGACUUACCAACCACCUCAACAAGCUUACCGGCCACCACAGCAGACUUACCAACCACCUCAACAAGCUUACCGGCCACCACAGCAGAAUUACCAGCCACCUCAGCAAGCGUACCAAUCACCCCGCCAAAAUUACCGAAACCUUGAAAAUAAUCCCAGGCCGCAAAGGCAGAUAGAGCAGUUCGCUCCGAUACCCAUGACUUAUGCCCAAUGUUAUGACAAGUUAUUAUCAAAUUCAGCUAUUGCACCUAUCCCGGGAGGGGGACCCCAAAAUCCACCUUAUCCUCAUUGGUACAACCCUGAGGUGACGUGUGCCUAUCACGGGGAGUCGCCUGGACAUUCAAUUGAAAAUUGUCUGGCCUUCAAGAGGAUUGUGCAAAAUAUGGUCAAUUCUGGAUGGUUGAAUUUUGAUGGGAUCAGGAAGCCCGAUGUAACCACUAAUCCUCUGCCGGAUCAUGGCAAUGGAGGUACCAAUGUUGUUGAGGAUUCGGGUGAGUUUAGGAGGAAAAUUGCGGAGGUAACUAUGUCUCUGAGUUUGGUGCUGGGUGCUUUGGAAAAGGAGGGACUUAUACAAAAAGAGGAGUUGGACUUGACGUUGAGAUAUGACGGCUAUGAUGAGUUAAAGACUUCAAAGGUGCAGGAUUUGAUUGAUAGCAAGAAAGUAGUAUUUGGUGUGAAGCCAGGGUGCCCGAAUGCAGUCAAUGUUAUUGGAGAUGAAUUCUAUAUAGGACCAAGGACCGGUGGUCGGGCAAAGCCAAUUGUUUUGCAAUACUUUUUGGAAGAUCAACCAUUUGUCAAAAGUCCACAUCCUUCAAGGCCUGCUUACGUGAGUAAUAAGGCUGUUCCGUGGGUAUAUGAGAAAAAUGAAUCUGGGGUUGCUGUGGAUAAUAUCUCAGGGGUGAGUAGGAUAACCCGAACUGGAAGGGUUUACUCUCGAGAGGAGUCAAGUGACCCAGUGAUAGGAGCAGAAGCUGAAAGGAAAAGGAAGGGAAAGGAUGUUGUGGGAGCGGAAGAGAAUUUGAAAGAUUUGAAGAAAGACCAGAUUGUAUGCGAAGAAGUUAAGAAAGCAGUGACUGAUGGAGAAAUGCAGGAGUUUCUAAAGAUUGUCCGUCAAAGCGAAUAUAUGAUUGUAGACCAACUGAAAAAGACCCCAGCAAAGAUUUCCAUCCUGGAAUUAAUCAUGAGUUCGGAGCCACACCGUAAAGUGUUGUUGAGAAUGUUGAAUCAAGCCUAUGUGCCAGAAAAGAUACCGACAGAAUCUUUUGACGGGAUCGUCGGAAAUGUGCUCGCAACUCACUUGUUAUCAUUCACUGAAGAGGAGAUUCCAGAUGAAGGGAUGGGCCAUAACAAGGCGUUGCAUAUUUCUGCCAUGUGUAGGGGUUUUGAAGUGGAGAUAAUGGGGGAGAUCGAGGUCCCUCUGGAGAUCGCAAAUGUCACAUUCAAUGUCCCCUUUAUGGUGAUGGAUAUAUCGCCUACUUAUAGUUGCUUGUUAGGGAGGCCGUGGAUUCAUACUGCUGGUGUAGUACCGUCGUCUUUACAUCAUAAUCUUAAAUUUGCUCACGGAGGAAGAGUUUACAUUGUUAAGGGCCAGUCGGAAUGGAUGGUGGCUAGCAUUUCAAACUCACUCCAUAUUGAUGCACCCCUGCAGGGGAUUGAAAGCUCAUUCCAGUCCUUUGAAAUUGCUACUGCCAGUUUUGUGAGGGAAGAGCAGCUUCUGGUGCAGCCCCGUUUAUCAAAAGCUGAGCGCUGGGGACUUGGGUAUAAGCCCAGUAGAGCUGAUAAGGUACAGGCCCAAGCUGAGAAGCAGGCAAGGCGAAUUGCUCGUUUUGAGGGUCGAGAGCUGAAUGUUCUGAAAAGGUCAAUCCCCUGGUUGUAUGACAGUUUCGUGUUUGGAGAUUUCUUGGAAAAAGUCAAUCCGCUCAAUGUAGGGGCAAUUCCAGGAAAAUUGAUCCUUAAUUUCCCUGUUGAUCAAGUUGAAAGGAGUCUAGCUGGGGCAAAUUUUGAAAAAUUGUGUGAGCAGUUGGAAGAUUUUCAUGUUACUGUUAUAGAAGAGGAUCGGAACUCUGCUGCUAAGCGUUAUUACGUCGUUCCUCGGCCUCCAGGUUUUGAGCUUAACAACUGGACCAGUUUCGAAUUGCCAGUCUCGAUCAACUGCCAUCAAGAGUAA